UGUGUAUGGUUGUGCGCGCAGUGAGCCGUGAAUAAAGGUCGAUGACGAUGCAACGAGUUCAAGAUCAGGACAAUGGGAUCAGCAUCAAGUUCGGUCCGGGCAAACCCCGGAAGGGCAACUACAAGCUGGUGUCGCAGAACUCCGUCAACGAAGGCGGCUUCAACGGGACCAAUAAGCUAGAGAAAGAUGCGAAGGAAGAAGAACAAUUAGUCCCACCGGACGGCGGCUGGGGAUGGCUGGUGCUCCUGGCCUCCGUUAUGGUCAAUCUCCUUAUUCCAGGCACCGUCAAGUCUUUCGGAGUGCUGUUCGUCGAAUUCCUCGAAGUAUUCAAUGCGUCACCGGCGGCAGCUGCAUGGAUACCAGCGCUUUGUUAUUUCCUGUACAGCUCACUGGGUCCACUCUCUAGUGUACUUUCUGUCAAGUUUUCUUAUCGCACAGUGACUCUGUUAGGAGGAACAUUCGCCGCGGCGGGGAUGAUGCUGAGCUAUUUCGCUAACUCUGUGGCCUUCUUAUGCGUUAGUUAUGGUGUACUGGUGGGUACGGGAGCAGGACUGGCGUUUCCUCCGACUGUAUAUAUCGUGACAUCUUAUUUUGUACGGCUACGAGGACUCGCCAACGGACUCUGUAUAUCCGGCAGCGCGCUAGGCUCGAUAUUUCUUCCGCCUGUUCUCGGUUUUCUGCUGAGAGAGUACGGUUACAGAGGCGCGGUAUUGAUUAUGGGCGCCGUUACGUUGAAUGUUUGGGCGAGCGCGCUCUUGUACCAUCCAGUGGAAUGGCACAUGGUACCAGCACGGCCAUCAGCUGACUGUAAUGAACCCGAUAACGGGGAGACCAUGUCGGCGACCGUCACCAGUAGUCCCGAGCAAACAGAAAACGGUAAUCACCAGUUACUGUCGUCCAAUCAGUCCAACGAAAAAGCCGCGCCGAUCGUGCCGAAAAGCGCAUCGAGCGUCGCCUUGGAAUACUACAAGAAUACACCGGUACAGGGUCGCACAAGAAAGAUCAGCAUGCCCACUGGGCGCGAGAUCAGCGGCCAAAUGCAUAGCACACCGACGUUGCACACCGUACCGGAACGUGGAAGUGUCCUCGAUGGCAGCGCCAAGUACUCCAAGGCGCGUUCGCCGCUGCAAUCGCCUAGCACGUCGUCCUUCAACUACGUCAGCACACCGUAUCACGGCAGCACGUUAUCAGCACUGCACCCGGAACGCGCGUCCACGCUGACGCUAAAUGCGAUCUCCAACACAUUCUCCCGGAAAACGACUGAACGUCGUAACAAGGAAGACAACGAAGACCACAACCGGAACAAGUUCUUCGACUUCAGUCUACUCAAGGAUCCCAUCUACCUCGUCAUCCUCAUUUCCAAUUCCACCAACGCCGUCAGCUACACCAAUUUCGUUAUACUACUGCCGGCCUACGCCAUCUCUCUGGGUUUCGAUAAAAGUUCUGCGUCUUUGUUAUUGUCCAUUGUGUCUAUGUUAGACCUAGUGGGUCGUAUCGGUGGCUCUGCCCUCUCUGACAUCAAGAUCAUGCCCAAACACUGGUACUUUGUUGGUGGUUUACUAGCCUCCGGCAUUUCCUUGGCUAUUCUGCCCACUUCUAACACGUACACCAUGCUCUCCGUCUACUGCGGCUUCUUCGGAUUAGCGUCUGGGAUCUACGUCGGCAUCACUGCGGUCAUCAUGGCCGACAUGCUGGGCACUGAGAAGCUCACUUCGUCCUACGGCAUUUCGUUAUUCGUCAAUGGCGUUAUUCAGCUGGUGGGGCCGCCAAUUUGCGGCCUAGUAUUCGAGCAGAUCGGCAGCUACGGCCCGAUUUUCAGUAUACUCGGCAUUAUCCUAGUGGUGGGCGCGUCUCUGUGGGGCACCGUGCCGUUUAUCCGAAAGAGGCAAGCGGCGUUGGAGAAGUCCGCCAAGAUAGACAAAGUAUAG
Molecule: messenger RNA, 1928 nt
Organism: Odontomachus brunneus
Lineage: Eukaryota; Metazoa; Arthropoda; Insecta; Hymenoptera; Formicidae
Gene: hrm
Product: monocarboxylate transporter 9
Exons: 5
Coding region: 42-1928 (628 amino acids)
Biological process (GO): transmembrane transport; monocarboxylic acid transport
Molecular function (GO): monocarboxylic acid transmembrane transporter activity
Source: RefSeq, a predicted model, not a curated record